CAGAACUUUGGCAUCGUUGAGGAAGGCUUAUAUCGAUGUGGGCAACCGAACGAACUAAACUUUCCUUUCAUGGAGAAACUCAAGUUGAAAAGAGUCAUCUUCCUGGCACCCGAGGAACCACACAGAGAAUUCACUAGUGCUAAUGCAACAAUUCUGGUGAGACACAAAGUUGAGAGCAUCUACAUGAACAAUCGUAUUGUCUGGGUUAUACCAUUGAGCACUAAGAUGUCAAUCGAGAGCAAUGGAGAAUUCGUCAGAGAUAGGCUGAACUUCGUGGAUGAUCAUGAUAUCGAACUAUUGCAUCUGGGAAAGAGUAGUCAUCAUAGACACGCGUGGACACCGAUUGAAGAAGAGACAGUGGUGGAUACCAUGCGCUUAGCACUCGAUCCUAAGCUCAAUUACCCGCUCAUGAUUAUGUGCAAUCUAGGGAGGCAUCGUACAGGUACCUUUAUUGGAUGCCUGCGCAAACUGCAGAGGUGGAAUUUAACAAGCAUAUUCGAGGAGUACAGGAGAUAUGCAGGAUCGAAAGUGCGUCUGAUGAAUGAACAAUUCAUAGAGUUCUUCGAUACGGAUUUGAUCAGCAUCCCCGUCGAGCACCCGAACUGGUUGUGUGGGUGUCGUGCACACGCACAGCCAGAUAUACAAGCAGACAAGGCUCAGCGGUUCGUGAACUGCGAGACGGAUUGCCACCGCUAUCAUUCAUAGACAAAUGGUAUCAAUGACACUACUAUUAUAGACUUUACAUGGUUCGUAAACGAGCUCGGCGCAAAUCGUCGCAUUCAUGCGACCACACAUCUAGAACGGUUUCGAAUUACAGGCUUGAUAGAAUGCACUUAAUCAAUGCAAGUCUAGGGUAACACCCAGUCUGGUGGUCGGUAGCCCAUAUACGAGCGCUGGGCGAUUGUUUUGAGCACUUUGAUGCACGAAGCUUUUGAGUAUAACAUGUACUCGUCGGAAAAAUUGUUACUACCUUUCAUUUGUAUGCUUGCUAUUUUUAUCUGCUCGCACGAUAUGGCCACAGGAGGUGCAUAGAAUUCGCGCGUAUGAUUCUUGAUGUGUAACAUGAAGUGCCACGGCUUCAUGCUUGGGAGUCAAUAGACCUAAGCUUAUAUAGGCUAUACUGCCUAGGGUUGGGCUCCAAAUGGCUAGGUCAGAUAAUACUAUCGGUAUAAUUAAUUCCUAAAAGCAAACACCAGCAUGUGAAGGCCGCAAGUACUGGGAACCCCUGCCCGCAAUGAAGCUCUGCUCUGCCUCAUUAUAUAGUUCAUGGCUAUUAUGUUUCACCCUAAAACAGGUACAAUAUAUUGUAUCCUCUUC
Molecule: messenger RNA, 1317 nt
Organism: Sphaeroforma arctica JP610
Lineage: Eukaryota; Ichthyosporea; Ichthyophonida
Product: tyrosine-protein phosphatase
Exons: 5
Biological process (GO): protein dephosphorylation
Molecular function (GO): phosphatase activity
Source: RefSeq, a predicted model, not a curated record